This is a messenger RNA of Salvia splendens (bonfire salvia), 2043 nucleotides long. RefSeq names its product protein PHOX1. The transcript is spliced from 2 exons. The record is from RefSeq and is a predicted model, not a curated record. NCBI's taxonomy places the organism in Eukaryota, Viridiplantae, Streptophyta, Magnoliopsida, Lamiales, Lamiaceae. Bases 1 to 2043 code for a protein of 680 amino acids. Gene Ontology annotation, molecular function: protein binding.
AUGGGAAAGCCUACCACCGCUAGGAGGAGAUACCAAAUAGGGUCGAAAUCCGACGCGAAGGGCGGCAAACGCGAUGAAGACACCGCCAUUUUCAUCUACAUGUCUAAGGAAUUGAAGCAAGAAGGGAAGCGGUUGUACCAGAAACACGACCAUGAGGGCGCCAUGUUGAAGUAUGUGAAGGCCCUCAAAUUGCUUCCACCCAAUCACAUCGAUGUUGCAUCGCUGCGGACUAACAUGGCAGCUUGCUACAUGCAAGUGGGGAUCGGUGAGUACCCGAGAGCUGUAAACGAGUGCAAUAUGGCGCUUCAAGUAGCUCCCAAGUAUAGCAAGGCUCUGCUUAAGAGGGCGAGGUGCUAUGAGGCUUUGAAUAGGCUUGACUUGGCUCUAACAGAUGUGAGUAUUGUGUUGAGUAUGGAGCCUAAUAACACCACUGCGUUGGAGGUUGCGGAGAAUGUGAGAAUGGGGAUUGAGAAAGGCGGCCUUCCGACUGGAGAUAAGGAGGUUAUUUUGCCCCAUGAGAAUGUUCAUCCGCCUGUACCCCCACCCCUGCCUGUGCCUGGGAAGAUGGCCAAAGAGAAGGGGAAAAGGAAGAAAAAUACCAAGCUGAAGAAUGUCAGUGAAGUUGUGGAAAAGAAGACAGAGCAUAGGGUGGUUGUAGAGGAGAAAAUGGUUAUGAAGACGGUGAAAUUGGUUCAUGGUGAGGAUAUACGAGGGGCGCAGUUACCUCCCAAUUGCGGGGCUCGUCUGUUGAGGGAUAUAGUUGUUGACAGGUUCCCAAGUUUGAAUGGUGUGCUGAUCAAGUAUAAGGAUCAAGAAGGUGACUUGGUUACCAUCACUACCACGGAUGAGCUGAAGGUAGCUGAAGGACUGGCUCAUCGUCAAGGAUUUUUAAGACUGUAUAUUGCUGAAGUUAGUCCCGACAAAGAACCUAUUUAUGAAGGAACGGGCAUUGAAGAAGCAUUAAGCAAAGGCCAUCAGAAACCAUUGGUGGUAACAAAGAACAUUCAUGUAGAUGACAAAGGGACUUGUAUUGAGGAUUGGAUCGUCCAGUUUGCAAGUCUGUUCAAGAGUCACGUCGGGUUCGACUGUGAUUCUUACAUGGAUAUUCAUCAAAUGGGAAUGAAAUUAUAUUCAGAAGCACUGGAAGAUACUGUUACAAGUGUAGAAGCCCAAGAGUUAUUUGACAUAGCUGCAGUCAAGUUCCGGGAGUUAACUGCUUUAGCCUUGUUUAACUGGGGAAACGUUCACUUGUCUAAAGCAAGGAAAAGGAUGGUUUCUGCUGAACAUAGUUUAUCUGAAGCCGCUGAAUCUUCGGUGAAUCGAGUUAAAGAUGCUUAUGAUUGGGCAAAAAAACAAUACACAAAGGCGGGCAUGAAGUAUGAGGAAGCUCUUAAAGUCAAGCCAGACUUUUAUGAAGGGUAUCUUGCUCUUGGCCUGCAGCAAUUUGAACAAGCAAAGCUUUCUUGGUAUUAUGUACUUGGGAGCAAGUCUGACUUGGAGUUAGACUCGUGUUCACAUAUAUUGGAACUAUAUAACAAGGCUGAAGAUAGCAUGGAGAAAGGGAUGCAAAUCUGGGAAGAGAUGGAAGAACAACGCCUUAAUGGAAUCUCGAAAUAUGAAACAGAUAAAGCUUUGUUUCAAAAAUUUGGCUUGGGUGGUUUAUUUAAAGAUAUCUCGGUUGAUGAAGCUUCUGAGCAAGCAAAAAAUAUGAGUUCCCAGAUCAAUCUCUUAUGGGGCACAAUGUUGUAUGAGCGUUCAGUUGUGGAAUAUAAGUUGAGUCUCCACACUUGGGAAGAAUGCCUUGAGGUUGCAGUUGAAAAGUUUGAACUCGCUGGAGCAUCAGAAACAGAUAUUACUGUAAUGAUAAAAAAUCAUUGUUCGAACGAAACUGCUUUAGAAGGAUUCAAGGUCGAUGAUCUAGUACAGGCAUGGAAUGAGAUUGAUUCCGAUAGGUGGCGAUCUAAUGUGACAUCUUCCCACAUGGAACCACUUUUCAGAAGACGCUCUUCCAACCUUCAUUCAGCUAUGGAGAAUUUUGAGUGA